Molecule: messenger RNA, 1692 nt
Organism: Branchiostoma floridae (Florida lancelet)
Lineage: Eukaryota; Metazoa; Chordata; Leptocardii; Amphioxiformes; Branchiostomatidae
Exons: 3
Coding region: 78-758 (226 amino acids)
Molecular function (GO): N-acetyltransferase activity
Source: RefSeq, a predicted model, not a curated record
CUGGAAGACAGCUGGUCAAACCAGGCGCUUCGGCUUCUCUCAGUUAUUCAUAAUACUGGGACCAAUCACUGCUCACGAUGGACAAGGACGUCCAAAUCCGCGAGAUGUCUCCAGAAGAGACUCCACAAUUGGCUGACCUCAUCGGCUCUUCCCUCUUGGGGGACCAUUCCAAGAGCAAAACCAUCCUAAAACUACUGGGGAAAAGGACAUCCUUAAUCUGGAUGGUUUUCUUCUCUGUUUUGGUUAACUACUCAACUGGAAGUCUGCCAUUGGCAUUUGUUGUACCACCAGUUAUAGUCAUCUUAGGAAUUCUUCGAACAUUGGCAACGUGGACUGAGUGUACCGCACCGGAGGUGUUUAGGACAACAGACGUGUUCAGCUCGUGUGGUGGCGGGAAAAGCCGCAGGACGUGGGUACCGGUGUGUGACGGCAGAGUGGCGGGGUCUGUGACGUUGUUACGUCACUCGGACAGCGUGGGGGAGCUGUGCCGCAUGCGCGUGGGUCGGGAGCACCAGAGGAGGGGGGUGGGGAGGAGGCUGGUGGAACACUUGGAGGACUACUGCAGGGAUGAUGGUGUCAAACAGAUCGUCCUGACGACUUCUGAGUACCACGAGAGAGCAAUAAGACUGUACCGGAGAUGUGGAUACAUCAGGGACAACACAGGAGACUACUCUAAGGCUCUGUUUCCCGGAGUAGGGGACCCUGUCAUCAAUGUAUCUGUACAAGUCUACGCCUUUAGAAAAGAACCUAUGUUAUAGUAUUAACGGUACUACAAUUGUUUGGGAAUUGAAUCGAAUUCCGUAAUAUAUGCAAAUAGAUAAUGUUGUAAAAUUAUUUUAAAAAGACAGCAUGAGACAGUAUACAUGUAUAUCACAUUGUGUCAGUGUAUCUCUAUUUUCAAAACAGUUUGAGACAGUAUAUCUCACAUUGUGAUUGUGUCAAUAUGUCUCUGUUGGAGUUUAUUUCUAAAAAGACAGUUUAGGCCAGUCUAUCUCGCAUUUUUUUUAAAAGGCAGUAUGAGACAGUAUGUUUAUCAAAAAACAUUAUUUAGUACAAAAUCACAUUUGUGUGAAAGAACAAUAGAGCUUUCAUCAGUAGUUUCAACACUUCUAUCAUAAAAAAUAUGUAUAAAUAAUAAUGUCAAGUUGUGUUUUUGUCAACAUACAGUUGUAUACGAUCUGAUUAUUGACUGCAUUUGCUCGUAUGACAAUGGAAAAGGUAUUUUCAUAAUCAUUAUUUUCUUGUUAUUCAUAGCUAGCACUUUUCGAGAGCAUGAAUUAAGUUUGGCAGUCCUAAACUGUCUGUAGGUCUUUACAUGGGCCGAAUAAAUAAAUCAUGAUAUUGAGAAUCAAUUCCACUUUAUAAUGGAUAGUCCAACAUAUGAUAGAGAUAGACAAAAAUUGUUGUAGUCUAAUAAAUGUAAGUCUGAUACAAUGUUACCACAUAUUAAGACAGAAAUGUUUAGUAUGUUACUAUCUAUGUCGGUCAAUUCAGCACACAGCACACUGUCAUAAUGUUCCAGGAUAUGGCACACAUAACGCUAGCUUGAUUGUUUAUAUAUACUAUUACUAUUCAUAAAACAGAUAAGUUCCUUAGAUUAUCAAAUAGAUAUUAGCAACUCAUGUACUGUUUUGUAUGUGCUUGUUGCCACACAUUGUAUCAUUGGCAAUUGUCGUGCAAUAAAGUUCUUCU